UAACAAACCAACUUCCCAGCGGCUGUUUCUGACUCCUGUCGCCUCAAACUUCAGCAUGCAGACGGGCUGUGCAUAGAUGGCGCAGAGCAAUGACUGAGGAGCUUGACGAAGAUGUGGUAUUUGAGAACUCCCCUCUUUUCCAGUACCUGCACGAUCUAGGGCACACAGACUUUGAGGCAUGUCCAACGGCGUCACAGGAGGACGAAUAUGGCGGACAAGAGGGAGACCUCACCUCUCCCGACGGAGAUCCAAGGAAAACCUCAGGAGGACGCUUAUGGAGACUGGCUGAAACCUUGUGGAGAUGGAGUCCGAUGCACCAGGCGGCUGCUUCUCACAAGAUGGGCCAGCAGCUGGACUGCGUGUUCGGCCAGUACUCGGUGAAGUGCAUUCUGGACCAGGACGUGCUGCUGCAGGAGGAUGUGGAGCUGAUCGAGCUGUUAGACCCGAGUCUGCUCACCCUCGGCUCGUCUGCCUCCGGCUCAUCCAGCCGAGCGAGCGUCCUGCCCAGACCCAGCCUCAUAGCCAGGCCCUCCCUAUGGGACGUGGCGGGGCUGGUCGGCCUGGCUGCGGUGCUGCUGGGUUGCUGCUCCGUCUCCGAGGGCCUGUGGUCGCUGGCCGCGGCCCCGUGGGGCCUGGCACUGCUGGGCUGGCUGGGUCUCAGGGCCACGCUGUGGAGGCGGGGCCGCAUGCAGAGAGCCGUCCACUCGCGGGCCGCGCAGCUCCAGACUCUGGUCCACAACAGCAAGACUCUGACGGGGCUGUCUCGUAAAGCCCUGCGCCUGGUGCAGGAGACGGAGGUCAUCUCCAGAGGGUUCACCCUUUUGCUCGACAGGGUGAGUGCGGCUGGCUCCUUUAGCAGGGCGGGGCCGGGGGCGGUGCCUCGCGGCCAGCAGCUGAUCGGACUGAGGAAGGCCCUGUACCGGGCGCUCCGCACGGCCUUCAGAGCCUCGCGUAGGGCCACCUGUCACAUGCUCAAGGCGUUCCCUCUGAACUCUGAGAUCGAUAAUGUGACCAACUACGUGUCCGCGGUGCCUCUGAAGGAGCUCGGCCUCGGCCUGGGGAUUGAACACCUGGGUGACGAGCAGGCCCAGGAGCUGACGGACGACUACAGCCUGCCCGCCCUGAAGAUGCUGUUCCAGCUGUGGGUCGGGCAAAGCUCCGAAUGUUUCCGACGACUUGCUCUUCUCCUGUCGCCGCAACGAAUAGAGGAGUCAGAGGAGGGCGGACCCAGCGGCGACGCCUUACCUCCACCUCCUCCUCCACUGCUGCACCGCUCCAUCGCCGCGGUGACGGAGCCCCUCCAUCACGCUCUGACCAGCUGCCUCUGCGAAGUGCAGCGCAGCUUCGACUUCCACCGACACUUCGAGACCCAGCUGAGGACGACGGGCGCUGACAAGGCGACGGGGAGAGCCAGGGAGAAAUGCCGAGAGCUCAACACCCUGCACUCCUCCAUCCGAAGCCUGCAGCUGCACCUCAAGGCCCUGCUCAGCGAGAUGAUCAUCCUGGAGGACGACCUGGAGAAGCUGAUGGUGUCCAAGGAACCGACGGAGUUGACAUCCGAGGGCUACCAGGACCUCAACGACCGGCUCCACCAGCUGCAGCCUCACAUGCAGGCCAGCACGGGCUGCUGGGAGGACACCGUCAACCAGGUGGCGCGCAUGCUGAGACGGGUCAACGCCUGUUCAGGUAAUGCCGAGUGUCUGGAUCAGUGUGGUCCCCCUUUGCCCGAGAUCCCUGCUCCUCCUCCGUCCUACCCGUUGAUCCUGGACAGAGACCCUGUGCCUGAAGAGCUGGAGUGGGAGGCCUACGUGUCCGACUCGGACUCUGACGGUGAGGGUAAAGGGUCUUGGUCGGACAUCUUGUCACCGGAGGAGCGGGAGCGUCAGCGGCGGGAGAGGGAGGAGUCCCGUCGCGUCCUGUCGGAGCUCAAAGCCGUGCUGGGCUUCCGUGCGUCAGAGGGGGAGAGGAUGAAGAGGAAGCAGCUGCUCUUCAACGACCAAGCUGCUGCGACUCCCUCGGCUCACGGUGAGAGUCCAGAUCCCGUCACGAAGCUGUUCGAAGCUCCGACUUCUCUGGGAUCAGCAGAAAGUGGCGACGAAGAAGGAAACCACUUUUCGGAGUGCUCUGUAGGAAACGGAGGGGAGGAAGGGGAAGGAAAAGACGGCAGGGUGAGGCCUGACCCGUCAGCAGAGCCGCUGACGGAGUUCAGCUGUGGUCUGGAGGAGGAGGAGGAAGAGGAUUUGGGUGGAGCGUCGGUGUGCGAGAGAGGAGGAGGAGGAGCGUCGGAGCUGCACCAAUACGACGGCGUCCUGGAUGAGGGGGAGGUACAGAACGGUCUGGACUGCUGCCUGAAGCCCAAAGCCCCCGCUGUCUCCGUGAUGGACAGACUGACGGAGAUCCACGGCUCCGAGGCCCUCAGCUUCAGCUCCGCCCUCGCCGCUCAGGUGGCGGCUCACUCCCACUCGCUCAUCGCCAUGGAGGAGCAGACGUUCGGAGACGAUGAUGAUGAUGAUGAUGAUGAGGAUGAGGAUGGAGAGGAGAGCGACAGACGAACCCCUAAGAAGGACUGAAGUGAAACCUCGCUGCUUUAACCGACCGCUGAGCAGAGACUGUAUUUAUGUCUGAUUGUCUGGGUGUCUUUUAUCGAUGGGUCUGUGUUAAAUCAAAACUGUUUCAAAUGUGGAGGAAUUUUCAAAUUUACACCACUCUCCAUUACCAAUCCGUCCAUUUUACUGUACAUCACUACCCACAAUCCUCACUGCUCGUUCGCUGUUAAAACUCAGGUACCAGAACCACUAAAACGAAAUCAGACCUUUCAGUGUUGAGGUCAGAAGACCUGAAUGUCUACAGUUCAACUCGCUGACAUCCACACAGUGUGUGUCGUUCACAGUCAUUCAGCAGGUGCGGAAACAGAGAUUGUCGGAAACAAGUGGCUCCAUAUAUAUAUAUAUUUAAACAAAUGUGUUAUAGGAUUCUUUGAGAAGAGCAUGGUUUUAAUUGCAGUUUUUCAAAACACUCCAUCUGAGUUACUGUCAGGAGGUUUUGGGAGCAUUCAUUCUGAGAUAUACAGCGGUAUUUCUCUGUUCAGACAGAACGCAAAGUUAGAUGUUUGUCUGCGCUGUGAAUGGACACAAAGAGCGUUUUACAACAACAAAAUGGAAGUUUUGGAGCUUCGUUAAACAUACAGAUAUGAGAGGAAAUGGACUAAACCACAAUGUUAAAAUACUACAAGUAAAAGUUCUGCAUUCAGAAUUCAACUUUACAUAAAUAUUGCCAAUAAAAUGUAGUUGAAGUAUUCAAAAUAAAAUUACUCGUAAAAAAUGAUAGCCCAUUUCAGAGUAUUUUGUUAAACAAAUAAACCCCCCAAAAAAUCAGGAUUUGAGGAGUUCAGAUUUGCACUCCAGUAGAUGACUUAGGUAAACGUGCUGUCAGGCAGUUAUAAGUGUGAGAGGGAGCUCUGCAAAAAAAUAGGAAGUAGGUUGCUAUUUUUACUAUCGGUGCUUUAUUUUUGUCCGACCCUUUCUGCGAUUCUAUCCGUCUACUUAGUGUCUGACUGGACACAAUCAAGGUCGGACACACAGCCCACCUGACAACCCUAUUUGAAAUACGACACUAUUGUAUCUAAGAACUAUUCAUGUAGACUGAAACCAAUUUUCAGUGUCUUAUGUUUACACUCUUAGGAAAGAGACACUUUAUGGACUGAUCUGUGUGCUGCUGUGAGGGUUUUAAAUCAAAUGCCUGUGUUGGUAAAGUAAUAAAAAAAAAAAAGAGGGGGGUUGAUUUUCUCUCAUGUGAGGGCAAUCUUUAACUUUAGGUUUCAUAUGAAGUUGCCAUAAGAGUCUGACAGCCCUGGUAUAUUCCCUCCCUCCCUCCCUCCUUUCCAAGUCUGUCUUGUCACCAUGUCUGCCUUGUCUUGACCCCCUCCUGCACCCUCUCUUUUUCUCUCUCUCGGGGUGAGGUCCACCCCCUCCUGCAUUUUUCCAACGUGAAAUAAAAUACCAG
Anoplopoma fimbria (sablefish) is the source of this 4002-nucleotide messenger RNA. RefSeq names its product vezatin, adherens junctions transmembrane protein (gene vezt). The record is from RefSeq and is a predicted model, not a curated record. Gene Ontology annotation, cellular component: plasma membrane. Gene Ontology annotation, molecular function: myosin binding. NCBI's taxonomy places the organism in Eukaryota, Metazoa, Chordata, Actinopteri, Perciformes, Anoplopomatidae. Gene Ontology annotation, biological process: cell-cell adhesion.